GCAAGGGGAACCUCGACUGCUCGACCGGGCAACGCGACAUGGCCCCGACAGAUCGGGCCUCGAUGAUCUCCCAGCGGGGUGGUUCUGCAGCGAAUGUGGCUGCCCUAGCAGGGCAUCCUGCGAUGAUUGACUUUCGGCAGCGAUUCUUCAGGCCAAAUACAUGACCUCAGGGCUUUCUGCAGAAUCGAGAUGGGACGACCGACCCGAAUGCGGGCACAGACCGUGCCCUCUUAAAGAUGCCAGGGCCCCCGGGCUUAGGGUCGGGACCCCUCUGCCUCCAGCCCCCGCGAGCCUUCCCGAUUUCUGCUCCAGAUCACCAUCAUGGGGGACGGAAUUACGACCGGCAAGGCCGGGGAACACGGAUACAGCCACGACAACCUCCGACAUGUCGUGAUCACGGCCACCUCCUUUGCCCUGAUCCUGUCCACCGUCUCCGUCGUCCUGCGCCUGCUGUGCCGGAAGAUCACCAAGACCAAGGUGUUCUUCGAUGACUACUUAAUCCUGGGGGCCCUGUUUUUCGAAUAUGCGGUGUCCCUGGCGGGCGUUGUCUUGCUCUACAACGGACUGGGAACGCAUAUCGUGUAUGUGCCGCAAAAGGACUUGACCGUCUACCUGAAGACCCUGGCCAGUGGCAGCUUCCUCUACCCCCUGUGCAUCACCUUCACCAAGCUGUCCAUCCUCGCGCUGUACAAGCGGAUCUUCUCCAUCCGACCGAUGAUUCUGGCGGCCAACGGGGUCGCCGCCCUGGUGAUCCUGUGGUGCUUCGGGGUGUGCCUGAUCGGGGCGGUGACCUGCAUGCCCUUCCACAAGCUGUGGGAUCCGACCGUCCCCGGGGGAUGCAUCAACCUGCCCCAGUUCUACUACGGGCUCCAAAUCCCCAACAUCGUUAGUGACGCCAUCAUCCUCGUCCUCCCGAUGCGGCCGGUGUGGAACCUGCAGGUGCCCCGGACCCAGAAGGUCAUGCUCACGGGCAUCUUCCUCCUGGGCGCGUUAACCCUCGCCUUUGAUAUUGUUCGACUGGUGACGAUGAUUGAACUGUCCCGAGCGGGCGACGACAUCACCUAUAACGAGGUGCCGGCCAGCGUGUGGACGUGCAUCGAGCCGGCGGUCGGCAUCACGGCGGCGUGCCUGUCCAACAUGCGGCCGCUCUUCCUGAUGAUCAGCCAGGUGCGCGUGCGCCUGCCGUGGAAGAUGUCGGCGGUGGCGUCGCGGGCGUCCAGCACGGGGGCCAGCGUGGCGGAGCGGUUCAAGAUCCACUCGACGACGGUGGUGCGAGUGGACAGCUGCCGCGCGGAGAGCGACGCGCCCAGUCCGGCGCGGGCCUCCGUCGUCCACGGAUUCCCGUCUGUGCCGAGAACCUCGCCGUUGUCCACGAGUCUGGAGUAG
Messenger RNA from Aspergillus heteromorphus CBS 117.55, 1386 nucleotides. RefSeq lists its product as uncharacterized. The record is from RefSeq and is a predicted model, not a curated record. Bases 322 to 1386 code for a protein of 354 amino acids. The transcript is spliced from 6 exons. Lineage: Eukaryota; Fungi; Ascomycota; Eurotiomycetes; Eurotiales; Aspergillaceae.